AUGACAGGCAUCGCAAGGAUCAGGCUGCUUUUCCUCUUAACCCUUCUCCUAGCAGGCACAGCUCUCUCGGCUCGCAUGACCAACCCCAAGAAAGUCCCCAAGAAUGCAGUCUUGCUAUCCAAGGUUUCUGCAAUCACCGUCCGCGCCGGUAAACAAACCACCUCCCGCCGAGUCUCUCCGGUGCCCCAAUUACGAUGCGUGGGACCCUCGAGAAUAUGCAAGCUAUACACGGUUGAUGUCAUGAGGUGCACCAAUGAAGGUUCGGACUAUGAUGAAAACAAUGUGCAGUGGAGCUGCAGAGCUUCCCUUCCAGAAGAAUUCAAGCUCGGGAGCACAGACGUGACAUGUGAGGGCUACGAGAGCAGCGAAGAUCCAUAUGUUCUCUCGGGAAGUUGCGGUGUCGAGUACACCCUUCUGUUGACAGAAAAGGGAGAAGAAAAGUAUGGUUCUGGCAGCUUUAUGGACUUUCGUGGCUCUGGUGGCCGUGAGAAUGCGGCGGAGAAAUACGCAGGCUACCUGUUUAUGGCCUUGUUUGGUCUGGUUCUGUUCAUCAUCUUGCGCGGCCUUUACAAUGCCUGGCGCAACGAGCCAUCACGAAGGAGGCCGCGAGGAGGCGGCGGGUUUGGGGGAGGUGGAGGCGACAACGACCCUCCGCCGCCCUACGAUCCUCGGCCACCUCCACGCCCAAAAAAGGCCAGCUGGUCAUCAAGCUCGGGUUCAAGAUCCGAAACUACAGGCGCUAGAAAUCAGGACCAAGGCUGGCGGCCCGGAUUCUGGACUGGUACGGCGGCUGGUGCUACUGCAGGAUACUUGGCUGGAAGAGGAGCGCGUACACAACCUGCGCCGCCACAACCAAGGCCGGCUACCGGUGGAUGGUUUGGAGGUGGCGGAGAGGCGUCGUUAAGGGAACCAAGUCCCCCGCGCGUGCGCUAUUCGAGAACAAGACAUGAAAGCACGGGAUUUGGAGGGACGAGCCGGCGGUGA
This is a messenger RNA of Fonsecaea erecta, 984 nucleotides long. RefSeq lists its product as hypothetical. The transcript has a single exon. Gene Ontology annotation, cellular component: endoplasmic reticulum membrane. NCBI's taxonomy places the organism in Eukaryota, Fungi, Ascomycota, Eurotiomycetes, Chaetothyriales, Herpotrichiellaceae. The record is from RefSeq and is a predicted model, not a curated record. Gene Ontology annotation, biological process: regulation of store-operated calcium entry. The coding region runs from base 1 to 984 and encodes 327 amino acids.